Brassica oleracea var. oleracea is the source of this 1955-nucleotide messenger RNA. RefSeq names its product protein tesmin/TSO1-like CXC 4. NCBI's taxonomy places the organism in Eukaryota, Viridiplantae, Streptophyta, Magnoliopsida, Brassicales, Brassicaceae. The record is from RefSeq and is a predicted model, not a curated record. Bases 139 to 1686 code for a protein of 515 amino acids. Gene Ontology annotation, molecular function: DNA-binding transcription factor activity. The transcript is spliced from 8 exons.
UCCCGCUCCUCCUCCGUUAAAAACUCUCCACCUUCUUCAGUAAAACGAUCCGACUUUCUUCUUCGUCCGUCUUCGUUGCUUGGUUCCGGAAGCAGUCACAGUUCUUUUUCGGGAAGGCUAAAAAAAAACUCGCCGGAGAUGGACACACCGGAUAAGAACCGCAUCUCCGCCGUGUCGUACUGUAACUUCGAGGAUUCUCCAGUUUUUCAGUAUAUUAACGGACUUUCCCCAAUAGAGCCAGUGAAGGCUGGUCAUGCCUUCCACUCGUUGGCGCUUGCAUCUCCUUCAUCUCUGUUCCGCUCGCCGCAGAUAGAUUGCGUCAAAAGGCAUCAUUCUGUUGAUCUGUCUAGUCCAGUAGUCUCCCUUGGUAGAGAAGAUGUUCUGGUUGAGCUGAAGUGUGGUGGACCUGAUGAGGAGAUGGCGAAUGUUUCUGAAACCAAGGCGUUUAAGGAGCAGGUUAAGCUAGCAAUUGAGAUGGCGAGUUCUUUGAGUACUCAAAUGGGUUCUUCUGAUGAAGUAGUAGUACCAAUGGAUGCUGAAAAUGAAGUGAUGAAACAAUCUGGUGAGUUGUGUACACAGCUGCUUAAUGAGCUUGAUGCUGAUUCGGAUAUGGUAAUUCAAACCGAAGAAAUGGAAGCUGAGAAUGGGUCUGGCGAGCAGGAGAUACCAAAUGCAAAGGAUUCAAGAAUUUGCUCUUUUACUUCGGUGCCUCAGCAGUUUUCAAAUCACUCAGGGAAUGUAGUACAGCCUUGCAGUAGUGUGCACGUUGCAGCUGGAGCUCUAGACACCACUCUUAGCAGUUCAUCGAACGUUGCAGCUUUUGAUUCUACAGCCAAAGCUGAAGAUGAUGAUGAAGAAGCAAACCUACAGCUCAGUAGCAAGCAACGGAGUGUACGCAGGCGCUGCUUGACUUUUGAUUUGGGAGGAUCUUACAAAAGGGUACCUUUGCGUGAUUCCACAAACGACUUUCCCUUUGAUUUUACAUCCAUCAACGAAGCUCCUAGUCCUCAAAAGUGUAUAGACUCCAGCAAACAAGAGACCGAUGAGAUUCUACCCGUACCACGAACUAUUGGCCUGCACUUGAAUGCUCUCGUGAACCCCUCAGUCUCACGUAACGGAAAUAAAUUUACCGCCAAAGAUGGCUGUGUUUUAUCUCAUGCUGCAGAAGAAUUCACAACUCCUGUUUACACAAUAAGGGAUUUGGUUGCCUGUGAUAACCAAAUCAUGGAGGAGGCGUCUGAGAGAUCUAUGGAAGGAGAAUGGGUUGAGGAACUUGGCAGUUGCAAGCGCUGUAGAUGUAAAAGAUCCAGAUGCUUGAAGCUGUACUGUGAUUGUUUCGCUGCUGGUCUAUACUGUGUCGAGCCUUGUUCGUGUCAAAAUUGUUUCAAUAGACCAAUCCAUGAAGAUAUAGUUAUAAAAAGUCGUCGAAAUGUUGAAGCCCGCAACCCAUUAGCUUUCGCUCCGAAAGUUGUCUUGACUUCUGCCUCUGCUACAUAUAUUGGGGAGGAGAGCAACAAGACUCCUGCUUCAGCAAGACACAUGAGAGGAUGCAACUGCAAGAAAUCAGGAUGUUCAAAGAAGUAUUGUGAAUGCUACUUGGUGGGCGUUGGAUGCUCGGCGAGUUGUAGGUGCAUAGGAUGCAAAAAUAUUCUCUGUCAAACAAAUGAGCAAUUCCACUUACCUUGAGGUAGAGUGUGAUGCGGUUACAAUCAACGAAGAAGCUAAAGAUCAUUGUGAUUAUAUCUAAGUCUAGUUCGGUAGGUAUAUAUAUGAAAGUAAUAAUCCCUGGUUAGGAAAGGAAAUGUGUUCUGUUUUACUCUGCUCUUGUUUAAAUUUAAUAUUGGUUGUUGGUUUGUUCUUUUGCACUGAAGAAAGUUUUGUAACGGUGGUAACGGUACUCGUCUCCUUUGUCUUCUACUCGUUUGUUUUCUCUUAUGGUUGUUGCGAGUUCGUUC